This is a messenger RNA of Vespa velutina, 4961 nucleotides long. It is a transcript of the gene Gpo1, whose product is annotated as glycerol-3-phosphate dehydrogenase, mitochondrial. The transcript is spliced from 12 exons. The coding region runs from base 52 to 2310 and encodes 752 amino acids. Lineage: Eukaryota; Metazoa; Arthropoda; Insecta; Hymenoptera; Vespidae. Gene Ontology annotation, molecular function: calcium ion binding; glycerol-3-phosphate dehydrogenase (quinone) activity. Gene Ontology annotation, biological process: glycerol-3-phosphate metabolic process. Gene Ontology annotation, cellular component: mitochondrion; glycerol-3-phosphate dehydrogenase (FAD) complex. The record is from RefSeq and is a predicted model, not a curated record.
AGAGAGAGAGAGGAGAAUAAGAGAGAGAACGAAUAAUUAAAACAAAAGAAAAUGGCAUCGUUAAGGCUAUUCGUAGCAGGUGCGAGCGCAGUAGGAACUGGCGCUUUAACAUCUUAUUUAUUCUUAUCUGAUUCAACAGUAUACGCAGAAAAAGACAAACCAAAAACAACGAAAAGACCACUGCCAACUAGAGAGGAUCAAGUAAAGACUUUGAAAUCUCAAGAUUACGACGUUCUUAUCAUUGGAGGCGGUGCAACUGGUGCAGGAUGUGCUCUGGACGCCUGCACAAGAGGUUUAAAAACGGCGUUGGUGGAAGCGGACGACUUUGCAUCCGGCACUUCCUCCAGGAGCACGAAAUUAAUUCACGGGGGUGUGCGUUAUUUGCAAAAGGCUAUAAUGCAAAUAGACAUAGAACAAUAUAAAAUGGUUAAAGAGGCUUUGCAUGAGCGUGCAUCGAUGUUAUAUAGCGCACCUCAUCUCGCUCAUCCUUUACCCAUUAUGUUACCUGUUUAUACAUGGUGGCAAAUUCCCUAUUACUGGUUUGGUAUAAAAAUGUAUGACCUAGUGGCAGGUAGUAAAACCGUUAAAUCCUCCUAUUACUUAAGCAAAUCGAACGCUCUCGAACUCUUCCCUAUGUUAAAGGGAGAUAAACUCACAGGAGCUAUCGUUUAUUACGAUGGUCAACAAGACGACGCUAGGAUGAAUUUAGCGGUAGCUUUAACAGCUUCCAGACAUGGUGCAACAGUCGUUAAUCACGUAAAAGUGAUUAAUCUGUUAAAAGGUCUCGACAAGGAUGGUCAAAGGGUACUUACAGGAGCUCGUUUGAAGGAUGAACUCACAGGAGAAGAAUGGGACGUAAAAGCGAAAGCUAUAAUAAAUGCCACAGGACCUUUUACGGAUUAUAUUAGGAAGAUGGAUGAUCAAAACGUAAAAGAAAUUUGCGCUCCUUCGUCUGGAGUUCAUAUUGUAUUGCCAGGGUACUAUAGUCCCGACCAAAUGGGUCUCCUCGACCCAGCAACUAGCGAUGGACGUGUUAUUUUCUUCUUGCCUUGGCAAAAGCAAACAAUAGCAGGUACGACUGACCUACCCUGCCAGGUAACGCACAACCCACGGCCAACCGAAGACGAAAUUAUGUUCAUUUUACAAGAAGUUAAGAACUACCUCAAUCCUGACGUUGAAGUCCGCCGUGGUGAUGUCUUAUCUGCCUGGAGCGGUAUUAGGCCAUUGGUUUCUGACCCGAACAAACCGAAUACACAAUCGUUAGCUAGAAAUCAUAUAGUACAUGUUAGUUCAACGAAACUUGUUACAAUAGCCGGUGGCAAAUGGACGACAUAUCGUGCCAUGGCUCAAGAAACCAUUGAUGCAGCCAUCAAAGCUUGCGAUUUAAAACCUGAAAGAGGAUGUCAAACUGACGGAUUUCUCUUAGAAGGCGCCCAUGGUUGGACACCAACGAUGUAUAUUAGAUUAGUACAAGAUUUUGGUUUAGAAUGUGAAACUGCACAACACCUUGCCAAAAGUUAUGGAGAUCGUGCAUUUGCAGUUGCAAAAAUGGCGUCCCUUACUGGUAAACGUUGGCCCAUUAUUGGCAAGAAACUUCAUCCAGAGUUUCCGUAUAUUGAUGCCGAGAUUCGUUACGGCGUACGCGAAUAUGCGCGAACUGCAAUUGAUAUGAUCGCUCGACGGCUCAGACUAGCCUUUCUUAAUGUACAAGCCGCUCAAGAAGCUCUUCCAGGCAUUAUAGAUAUAAUGGCCGAGGAGCUUCAUUGGUCAGCCGAAGAAAAGAAGAAACAGCAACGUGAGGCUAGUGAAUUUCUUGCGAAUGAAAUGGGACAAAUGGUGAACCGUGCUUCCAGGGAUAAAAUACCCAUUAAUCUUACGAAAGACGAAAUACAACUUUAUAUCAAACGCUUUGGUAUUAUCGAUAAGGACAACAAAGGAUAUGUGUCGAUUAAUGACAUCAGGAGAGGACUCAAGGCACUUGGUAUUACGUUAAAAGAAGAAGAGAUGCAUACUUUACUCAAUGAAAUUGACCUCAGCUAUAAUGGCCAACUGGAGUUACAAGAUUAUUUACAGCUCUUUGGUGACAAGGAAGUACCAGGUGAAGAACUUCACGAAAUACUCCGCGAAAUCGACACUAAUAUGAACGGUCAAGUCGAAUUGGAUGAGUACCUUCAGAUGAUGUCAGCUAUAAAAUCUGGACAUGUGGCAUAUUCUCGCUUUGCACGAAUGGCAGAGAUGGAACAAGAACAACAUGAAAAAGAAAUGUUGAAGAAACAAAUUAGCGUUGAAAGAUCCGGUGGAGGACUGUGAGGGAAUUUCUGUAGAGCAGAAAUACACUAUCUUCUUCUAUUUCCGUAUAGCACAUGCAACGAUUGCAAUAAACUGUUUAUUAUAGUAUGUUACAAAACUCGAGGAUGCAUACUUGAGAAAAACCAUUGCAAAUACUUUUAAUGAUUUUGAUAAUCUGCAGUUUGAACUUGCUUCAAGUUCAGAAAUUUUUAAAUUUGUUAUAUUGCACUUAACAGCAAGAAUAUAUUGCUGUAUAUAUGUAAAAUAUAUGGAAUAUGGAAAGUUGAAUGUGAAAUGAUAAUAUGCUUAAUGUACAUAGGAAGAUUGUAAGAAUAUGCAAAAUACCAUAAAAAUAUGGUUACUGCUCUGAAAGAUUUUAUAAUAAUAUAAUUAUUGGAUAGUUCUACUGCAGUUCAUUAUAACACAAAACACACAAAACGAUAAGAGUUUUUUUUAAGUAAUUCACGUACUUGUUAUGAUUCUUAUAAAGACAUAAAUACAUUAAAUAUACGUUUCAUUAAGUCACACAUAUCAUCAUAAAAAAAAGAAAAACAUUGCAUAUAAUAAUCGAUAGAAACCUCGAGUAUAUUUUAGCAAAAUUAUAUUAUGUAUUAGAAUUCAAAUGAGAUCGCUUUUGUUUAUAAAUUGUUAGCAAGGAAUAUCAAACAUACGGUGUAUGAAUUAUAAAAUGAAUGAGAAAUAUCUAUUUAUUAAGAAACUUAUAAAUGUUAAUAUGUCACACAAAGAUAUUAGAAAUGAGUUUCAUGGAAAGUAUUUAUUAUUUCAUGCUAUUAUCGUUAUCAUCGAAUUAAUAAACAGCACUUCCAAACACCACUUGCAGGUAUCACUUCUUUCAGUCAAAAUGAUUACACUGUAACUUAAAACUAUUGUGAAAUAAGAUUAAUGAUUGUUUUCAUUAUGAAAAGAACUAUGCAUUAUUUAUUUAUUUAAUUAAUUAUUUAUUUAUAUCUAUUUAUGAUGUAAAUACAUAGAUGUUUACUAUGUACUUAUGUUUUAACAAAAAAUGUUAAUCGAUUAUGACUAUAAUAAAAAUGGUAUACAUAUAUUAUAUUAUAUUUUAUUAUGAAAAGCACAUAGAAAUGAUUUCUAACUUUUUGGAUAACUUGGUACAUAUAUAUACAUAUAUAUAUGUAUAUAUAUAUACACACACACAUAUGUACAUUAUAUAUACAUUCACAUAUAUACGGAUGUGUGUGUAUAUAUAAAGAAGAGUCUAUGAUCAGAAAGAUACAAUUGUUUAUUGAUUUUUCUUAUUCUAAAUAUAUUUAGAUUUAGCAGUACACUAAUAUAAUUAACAAAAAAUAAAAAUAAAAAAAGAAAUAAAAUAAAUUCAUAUAUUGGUCCUGUGCGUAAAAUAUUAGACUAACAACAGAUGAUAUUUCGAAAUUUAGAGGUAGGAGGUAAACAAUGCACUGUAUAAUAAAAGGCCAAGGUCUUCGUCCAUAAACUGAAGGUAUCCGACGAAAGGGCAAAGAGAUUUAAACUGUAUACUAUAAUAGCAAAGCAAAACUUUCUAUUUCUCCCUUUUCUUAAACCAUCUGCGGGGCGGAAGGUACGACAAAAUAAGGCGACCCAAAGGGACAAAAGAAAAACAAGAAAAAGAAAGAAGGGAGAGUAAGAGAAAAAAAGAAAGAAAGAGAGAGAGAGAGAAAGAAAGAGAGGGGCUGUGUUCCUUAGAACGAGCCUCGUGAUCCGCUUAGUUGCGGCCUCCAGAAUAGGGUGAGGAGGGAUGAGAUGGAGGGGAGAGGAGGAUUCACGGGACAAAAAGAGGGGAAGUAAGGCCAGAGUGAAAGUAGGAGGUGGUUUAGCCCCUCGGUUGGGGUGGGCGUCCGACGGUUAGCGCGUACGCCCCUGCGUAACGAGUUUCGGUCGUGGAGCGACGCGUUCGACCAAUCGGAGCCACCAUCGGUCGUCCUCGGGUACGGUGAACGGUGCUGCUUGCGCGCCGCCCCACCGAUGAAAGUAGUCCUCUUUCGGAGCUGGAUUCGUGGCCUUGUUUCCGUGAACGCGAGGGACGAACGAAACGGCGCGUCCCACGUAUUUGACGCGUGCCCUGCGCGCACACUUACACGAACAAUUCUCUUAUGUGGAUGAACACUCACACAUAUGCGAACGCGUCCUCCCGUCCGCGCCUACCAACGAAGUCACGUUGCGAAUCGCGCUUGAUCCCGAACGAUCAUCAUCCUCCUCACGCGAUUGUGUUUUCUUUCUUCGUAUAAAUGUCGUGAAUGUUGUCGCUAGAUACGACCGGUGGCAGUGGCGGUGGCGACGGCGACGGCGGCGGUGGUGGCGACGGCGUGCCCGCUCGAGUGUGCUUCGGACCUCCUUGCACUCUCAGCUUCGUCAAACUCGUUGCUAAUUUUGGCGGCAAUUUCGAACACAAUUAUUUAUCGACGAUUAUUUCCUUAUCGACAUAAUAAUUGAAAUAACAAUCUUAAUGAGAACAUAAGUACGAGCGUAUUUUAAUCGAAAAGGAACGUAAUAGAAAAACGUAGUGAUGUGGCGAGUGCUGGUAUAGUAGUAGUAUUAGUAUAGUGUAGUAGUGCUGAGAGAGUAGUGCAGUGUAACAGUGUGAGCACUGGUGUGAGAGUCCCGAAGAAGGGACUACACUAGUAAACUUGUGGGCGCGUUUAUAAAACUGUUACAAGUAA